Molecule: messenger RNA, 708 nt
Organism: Melampsora larici-populina 98AG31
Lineage: Eukaryota; Fungi; Basidiomycota; Pucciniomycetes; Pucciniales; Melampsoraceae
Exons: 4
Coding region: 1-708 (235 amino acids)
Source: RefSeq, a predicted model, not a curated record
AUGUUGUCUUCCAGCAACAAAAUCAAAGCUCGCACCUUGAACGUCUCAGGUCCACUAGAUGUUUAUGAAGUUUUGCCCACAGAUUUGAGCGCAAACUAUCCUCUCCGCAAUGCCCACAGUUCUAUUGUAUGUAAAGGUCUUUCAGGAACAAACCCCCUCGAGUACCAAGUCAAAGUUUCAUCAUACGCAAACAAUGCCAGCCUACUUCAAGCGGACGGUGUAUAUGUUUUGAAAUCACACAUGAUUGCUCGCAACUUGGAAGAUACUCUUCCAAUGUUGAAUUACGAAGUUGAUCAUGUGAUGCUUGUUAACACUUCCAAAGAUGUUCAGGAUUCCCUUGCUGAUAAAACUGCUGUUACCGGGCUGGGUCUCAUCACCAAAAGACAUACCAUUCAAGAGGAGGCCUUUGACAAGCCUACCGUAGUUGCCGUUGUUGAACAUAGCAACUACAAUAAUGCCGAAAUGGUAAUAUUUAAGGUCGCCUACUACAUCAGACCUGUUCAAAAUUUAUUAUUGAUUCAGCCCCUAUUUCAAGUCAACCGGGAGGCUGUUGUCAAUGGGUACAUCGUCGAUUACGAUCCUGAUAACAAUUGCUUUAUUGUUGAUGUCACAGGUAUCAAUUUGACCAAUGGACGCGAAACUGACAAAUUGUCUUCCCCGGCCGUCAAGUCCGAAGACACCAUCUUAACGCCAGCCGGGAGGGCCUGA